AUGCCAACGACUCGUUCAGACCAAAGUGUUUCGUCACCUACACUACCUUCGCUUGGGCAUCUCGGACUCGAUUUCUCCAUCUACCUAGAAAGCGACUGUUUCCCUGCAUUGACCGCGGACCACGACGACUCUCUUUCAACCCCCCUACAACCUGACGCAACCCAGCCAGUGGCGCGCACGCGAUCAUCGUUAUCGUCAUCAUCGUCCGGUCUCCUACCCUGGAAUCCUCGAGCCGACUUUGGAAAAGACCACUUGCACAAUAGACACAUGGCGAGCAAAGCAGCUCAGAAGCGGUUAACCCGCGAAUACAAGGCCAUCUCGGAGAACCCGCCACCUUACAUCACAGCCCACCCUUCCGAGUCAAAUAUCCUAGAAUGGCACUACAUUAUUACCGGUCCUGAAGACACACCCUAUCAUGGCGGCCAGUACUGGGGAACUCUAAUAUUCCCUCCCAACUAUCCCUUUGCGCCUCCCGCGAUCCGCAUGCACACUCCAUCAGGACGAUUCUCACCCUCAAGUCGUCUCUGCUUAUCGAUUUCAGACUUCCAUCCCAAGUCUUUUAACCCUGCUUGGGAAGUGUCAACGAUUCUCGUCGGCCUCCUGUCCUUCAUGACCGGCGACGAGAUCACCACCGGUUCCAUUUCCACGACCUCAGCAGAGAAGAGAUACCUCGCCUCACGAACACGCUGGUGGAACUCGUCUGGAGGCGGUUCGCACGCUAAGAAUACUGGGCUAAAGGGCAACAUUAAGGUUGGUGAUGGUGGCGCCAAGUUCCGCAGCGAAUGGGCCGACCUUGACCUCGAGAACUGGGAGUGGAUGAAGACGAACAAGGUCGACACAGCAACUGGCAACCGCUGGGACAGCGAGAACGGGUCAUCGUGCGGACCACAGUUGGGUAUUGCUGGUGGCUCCAGCGGCCACCAAGCACAGGCUGUCGUUGAUGCGGUUGUUCAACAGCGAGAUGCUGGCCGGGGUUGGAUAUAUCGCAACAAGCUUUUGGUGCUGGGCGGUGCGAUAUUCCUUUACGUCCUUAUCGCAAGGCUUGUUAGAGGUGGAGGUAUAGCCUAG
This is a messenger RNA of Pochonia chlamydosporia 170, 1068 nucleotides long. Its product is annotated as actin family protein. The transcript is spliced from 3 exons. Bases 1 to 1068 code for a protein of 355 amino acids. NCBI's taxonomy places the organism in Eukaryota, Fungi, Ascomycota, Sordariomycetes, Hypocreales, Clavicipitaceae. The record is from RefSeq and is a predicted model, not a curated record.